Molecule: messenger RNA, 1004 nt
Organism: Bufo bufo (common toad)
Lineage: Eukaryota; Metazoa; Chordata; Amphibia; Anura; Bufonidae
Product: testis-expressed protein 47-like
Exons: 7
Coding region: 176-949 (257 amino acids)
Molecular function (GO): FAD binding; blue light photoreceptor activity
Source: RefSeq, a predicted model, not a curated record
UUUUAACUUUUUCUUUUAAUGUUGCAAUUUUUGUAUCUUUUUUAAUUGCAUACAUUUUAUUAUAUAUAUAUUUUUUUUUUAUUUUUUUUUUACUGAUUGCAUAACCCCAAAAAGACACAGAUUUGUCUCUUACUUCUUUUUGAGAACCAGGAUUUUUUUUUCUUAGCAACUAAACAUGGAAGCUGGGAAGACCAGGGCGCCAUCAUGGAAGCCGGAACCAACUCCAGAAAAAAUAGAGACGAGCUUCUUUCAUCAGCUGCUCAACAAGCGCAUGGUCUUGAACGCCCGGGAUGAUGUGAAAUCCCUUCUGCACCGGCUGGUAUUCGUCUCUAAGAUCUCCCCCGAUCUGGCCGAUAAGAGAAAACUCGGAGAAUACUGGGAACAGCAAUUCCAGCGGUAUAACUGGGGCGAAAACGUAACCGGUCUUCUGCUCUUGUAUCCUGCGUACACCAUCCACUGCCUGGAGUCUAGCGGAGAUGUCCUCUACUGCGUUAUCAGAGACCUUCAACGAAUGAAGACACAAGGGGACAGGGCGCUAGUCUUGGACCCUAAAAUCGUGGUGAUGUCUCAUAACAUCCCCAGUCGCCUGUUUAGUCAGUGGAGCUACAAAGUUUUGAAUGUUCCUGGUCAGUACUUGGGAGAUAAGUUCAAUGAGGAGGCCACCGAUGGGAUCAUCAAUGAGUGUCUGACCAAGAUACUGAAGAUCGGGAAGCACCUCACAAAAUACCCCAAGGGCUCCAAAAAUAUUCCAGAUUCCGUGUUUGAGAAGAUCUCGGAUCUGAUGAUACCUCAGACCUCCAUCUUACAUCUUCUCCAGUGUAAAGAUCUGCUUACGCCAGAACAGUUCCUGAAGAUGUAUGACACCCCCCUACAUAUAAUGCUGGACUCCGAUCGUGUUUGGCCUGCCGCGGUUCAUUUAACACCUGUGAAGACACGAACGCUUCAAUGAUGAGAACUGUUUUACAGCAUAGCUAGGGCAGUAUAUGGUGGUACACAGAGUGGAA